This is a messenger RNA of Postia placenta MAD-698-R-SB12, 1281 nucleotides long. RefSeq lists its product as hypothetical. The record is from RefSeq and is a predicted model, not a curated record. The coding region runs from base 1 to 1281 and encodes 426 amino acids. Lineage: Eukaryota; Fungi; Basidiomycota; Agaricomycetes; Polyporales; Adustoporiaceae. The transcript has 2 exons.
AUGGCGAGCGUCCACUUCUCAUGGUCCGACAGUCUGCAGGCGGCGUUCUCGUCUUGUCUUUUCUGCUUCAAGUCCUCCGAAUCUGACCAGGAUGAUCUCGACAACUCACGACCUCGUAAUGCCCUGAUAAACACUGCCCCGCCACCGCGUGCACGCCCCGACGAGCUCGAGGGGCUGCUUGCGGACUCCGACUCUGCUGACGCCGAGACCAUGUCUUUGCACUCAAAUAUUGGCGACGAGCGGCGGCGUAGGAAGCGACGCCGCCCGCGCAGGGGUAUAAGACUCUUCGGCUACGACCUCUUUGGCCGCUCUCCGAUCCAGUUGCCAGAGUCGGACGACGAGGAUCCACAUAGCCGAGGUGUGCGCCGCUCACGCACAAUCUCAUCAUCCACGUCCCUCGAUUCGGAUGCUGCGCCCAUUGAUCCAUCCACCCUCGACGAGACGUACGUUGCCCGUCUGGCGGCGGCAACGGCGGCUGCAGAGGAAGAGCAGCGACGCGCGAAGGAGGAGCGGCGGCGUCUGCGCAAGGAGAGGAAGGAGCUGAAGAAGAUGGCGCUGGCCAUGGCCAUGGGUAUGCACGCCACCGCAAAUCAAGAGCAGUUUGAAGGUAUCCCGGGGAGCGGGCCUAAUGCCGUCUCCGAGCUAGGGUCAGGGUCAGGAUCUGCCACAAGCUCGCCCUUCGUCGAUGACUUCGGGCCGUUCAUGCAAAGCCAAACCGUGGCUGCGCUGGACGACGACGACGCAGACGCAGACGGUGCCGAUUUUGGCGCUGAAUCUUACGCGCGCCGCCCAACGCAAGGUGGUUCUUCUGGGGGCAUCGGGUCAGAUUCGCGAUCCCGCACCUCCGGCUCCGGGUCGCGUUCGCGUGCAGGCUCGGUCCAAUACAGCCAGCAUCAUCUCUCGCAGGGCCAGCAAUCGUCUGCAGACCCCGCACAGAAGCAACGGAAGCGGCGAUUGACGCGCUCGAAGUCCCUGUCCUCGAAGCAGUCCGAGUCGACGUCGGACCCCACCUCGCAGUCCAUCUCUCUACCGUCGCCCCCCGCGGACCGGGCGGCAUUCGCGCAGCCUGAUGUGGCCAGCCUGAGCGUGCACCAUGAGGAGAAUGAGUUUGAGGGCUUCCAGGGCGGAACGCUAGACCUCGCGCUCGAGCAUGCGAACGCAAAGCAGGACGCAAAGGCGACCAACGCGGGUGCUCAGGACUUCCCCAGCGUUGGUUUACGGGGCGUGCAGCGGACCAAAAGCGAUAUGGGAGUGUUCUUGGCAAGGCGGGGGGAUGAGUGA